CACAGAAUGUGCCCUGCUUGGGACAACUGAGCCGCCAAACCGGAAUGCUAAGAUGGUGAGGCGUUGCUCAGGAGUUGAGAUGAAGGUAUUUCCCUCUAUGCUGCUGGUUGCUGUUUUGUACGCCGAGCUUGGCCAAGCUUUACAGUGCUACUCAUGCUCAGAGCCCACAAAUGUUGAAAAAUGCACAACAGUGGCCAACUGCACACAGAAUGACACCAUGUGCAAGACAACAAUGUACUCCCUUGAGGAAGUGUACCCGUUCCUGGGUGAAGCGACGGUCACACGGGCUUGUUCUUCAAGAUGCAUUCCAUCAGAUGUGGAUGGGAUUGGUUUGACACGCCCAGUUACCUGCUGCAACACCAACCUCUGCAAUACCGAUGGUGCAGCCAACAUGCAGAUCAGCUACCUCACAGUGGCAACUUCGACCGCUGCCUUCUUCAUCCUCCUCCAGACUGGACUGUGACACAGAAAGCAGCACACCUUGCAGAACCUGUUGAAGAGUUCCAGUUGGCUGAGCAUUCCCAGGUGGUGGUUUGGCUUACUUCCUAGGUAGAUUUCUCAGAUAGAUCUUGCCUGCACAGUUACAGACUCCACCAAUUUAAGAAACCAGGGACAGAAACACUGGGGAAAUGGCUAUCCUAUCCUAUCUCCUCAUAGC
Messenger RNA from Hemicordylus capensis (graceful crag lizard), 658 nucleotides. RefSeq names its product ly6/PLAUR domain-containing protein 2-like. The transcript has 3 exons. Lineage: Eukaryota; Metazoa; Chordata; Lepidosauria; Squamata; Cordylidae. The coding region runs from base 53 to 463 and encodes 136 amino acids. Gene Ontology annotation, molecular function: acetylcholine receptor inhibitor activity. The record is from RefSeq and is a predicted model, not a curated record.